This is a messenger RNA of Funneliformis geosporum, 441 nucleotides long. The record is from the annotation of a GenBank genome assembly. NCBI's taxonomy places the organism in Eukaryota, Fungi, Glomeromycota, Glomeromycetes, Glomerales, Glomeraceae.
AUGCUUCCAAAUGAAACAUACGCAAUGAGAAGAGAAUGUUAUCGUAUUAUUCCAGAAGAAUAUGUAGCUGUUCCGUUUGUAGAUUUUUUACCACUUAUUAAAGAAGUAACCGAUGCAUUUAACGAGAUGAUUAAAAUAUAUCAAGAAGCUGAGCAUAAUAAAAUAAUUUGUGGGAAAUUGUUAGAUAAGGUCCAAAAAUCUGAUACAGCCAUAAGCAACUUAAAAAAUCGUAAUGAAAACGACGAAUACUUUUCAAGAGAAAAUUUUAAUAAAUUAAAAAGUUUGGUUCAUAUCAUUGGAAACAUUCGUAAUUUUGUUGGCAAAAUUGCCAAGUCUUAUCAAGAUGAACGGAUUGAAAAUGAUGUUAAAAUUUUUAAUUACGAGUUAGAUUUCAUGAUGCAAUCAAUGGAUAUUUCUCUGGCGAGUGACACAGGUAAUUGA